AUGAUAGAUGCAGCAAGUGGAGGUGCGUUGGUGGAUAAGACUCCUGAAGCUGCCAAACAGUUAAUCUCAAACAUGGCCGCCAAUUCCCAACAGUUUGGUACAAGACAUGAUGCGCCACCCAAAAGGGUGAAUAAGGUAAGUACAUCUUCCAUUGAACAACAAUUAUCUAAUCUUACCUCUCUUGUUAGACAAUUGGCUGUAGGGAAUGCGCAACAAGUAAAAGCUUGUGGGAUAUGUUCGACAAUGGGACACCAAACGGACAUGUGCCCAACACUUCAAGAGGAAGGGACUGAACAAGUCAAUGUAGCAGGAAACUUUCCUGGACCACCGAGGCAACAUGAUCCUUACUCCAACACAUACAAUCUAGGUUGGAGAGAUCAUCCAAAUUUCAGUUAUGGAGGAAAUAGACAAGUAGGAGGUGGACAAAAUUUCUUCCAGAAUAGACAGCAACAAAGUUUUCAACCAAAGCAACCUGCCUCACAGAGUUCAAACUCAUCCCUGGAAGAUACAGUUAAGUCCCUUGCUUUGAAUACCAAACAGUUUCAACAAGAUACAAGAUCUAGUAUUCAAAGUUUGGAGAAUCAGAUGGGUCAAAUGGCAACUGUUAUAAGUUGUUUAGAGGCUAAAUUUGGAGGGAAGUUGCCUUCUCAAACAGUGGUGAAUCCAAAGGAGAAUGUGAAUGCAGUGACGCUAAGAAGUGGCAAGAAAAUGGAAGAACCAAAACUAGACAAUCAAAGUGUAGCAAAGGAAGCAGAGAUUGAAGACGAAAUUGAGAAAGAAGAGGCUACAACUGAAUCAAAGGUAAUUCAUAACCCUUCAAUUCAACUUCAAUCUAAUAUUUUACCUUUUCCUGGUAGAUUCGCGAAGUCAAAGAAAGAAGAGAAGGAUAAAGAAAUUUUGGAGAUGUUUCGCAAGGUGGAAGUGAAUAUACCUCUGUUGGAUACAAUUAAGCAAGUACCAAGGUAUGCAAAAUUUCUUAAGGAGCUAUCCACCAAUAAGCGGAAGUUGAACGAUGAUGAGAAGAUAAUAAUGGGAGAAAAUGUGUCAGCAGUUUUCCAAAGAAAACUUCCUCCCAAAUGCAAGGAUCCAGGUCCUGUCAAAGAUAUUGGUGUUAUUAUCCAAUUGGCUGAUCGCACUAAUGCAUACCCUAAAGGGGUAGUUGAGGAUGUUCUUGUGCAGGUCAAUGAGCUAGUGUUUCCAGUUGAUUUCUACAUUCUGGAUAUGGAUGAUUCCUCUUCUCCUGACCCUACACCUAUCUUACUAGGAAGACCAUUCCUAAAUACAGCUCAGACAAAAAUAGAUAUUCAUGAUGGUACCCUCACGAUGGAAUUUGAUGUGCAAGAGAUCUUUGAGUUGAAUAAUGUAGAUGAGUUAGAAGUUGCCCUUCUCAAACAUGUGGAAUCAGAGGAGAAAGGAGAGAUGGAGCUCAGUGAAGAAUUGAAGGAGACAGUAGUAGCUUUACAUUCUUUAAAACCGAUUCCAGAAAGGUAUGGAGUUUCUUUUAUAAAGCUCCAUGAUUCUCACCAGAAAUUGUUGCCUUCUGUUUUGCAAGCCCCUAUACUAGAGUUGAAGCCAUUACCGAGCCAUUUGAAGUAUGUGUACUUGGGAGAUAAUGAAACACUGCCGGUAAUUGUGUUGAAGAAGUUAACACCCAAUCAAGAAGAGAAACUAGUUCGAAUGUUGCGGGAGCAUAAGGAAGCGAUUGGCUAG
Molecule: messenger RNA, 1710 nt
Organism: Pistacia vera
Lineage: Eukaryota; Viridiplantae; Streptophyta; Magnoliopsida; Sapindales; Anacardiaceae
Exons: 3
Coding region: 1-1710 (569 amino acids)
Source: RefSeq, a predicted model, not a curated record